Messenger RNA from Rhineura floridana, 4049 nucleotides. It is a transcript of the gene IL7R, whose product is annotated as interleukin 7 receptor. The transcript has 8 exons. The record is from RefSeq and is a predicted model, not a curated record. Gene Ontology annotation, molecular function: cytokine receptor activity; protein binding. The coding region runs from base 51 to 1448 and encodes 465 amino acids. Gene Ontology annotation, biological process: cytokine-mediated signaling pathway; positive regulation of receptor signaling pathway via JAK-STAT; hemopoiesis. Gene Ontology annotation, cellular component: membrane; external side of plasma membrane. Lineage: Eukaryota; Metazoa; Chordata; Lepidosauria; Squamata; Rhineuridae.
CUCUCUCAUACACAGAGACGUAGACAGGAUAUAAAGAAUGUGAAGUCAGGAUGGCAGUUGCGAGCGCAAUGUUGUGUGCUUACUUCUGUGCUCUUCUUCCUGCUAUUGCUGCAGAAAGUGGUCUUGGAGAAUCGCUAGGUUCUGGUGCCUGUGCAGAUGCUGAACUGGACACCAACUUCACGUGUGUCGUUCGAAUGCCAGUCUUCCAAAUAAAUAUCUUAAUUUGCAACAUCACAGUGAUAGAGAUGAACAUGAAUAAUGUUGGGUUUACUGUGUACGGAGAACAUACCCGUGCAUGCUCAAUGGAGAACCAACUGCAAGGCAACUGUCCUAUAGACAAUGAUGAACUCCUUCAACCUGUGGAAGUUUGCUUGGUCACAACGCUAAUGAAACAGCAAUGCAAGGAAUGCCAUAAUGUGAUCGCAGUUCAUAUCAUUAAACCUGAAGCACCAUUCAACUUACAAAUCACAUACCAAGAAGAGGCAAAUGAGUAUUAUAUUAAUUUCUCAACCCCACACUCAGGACCAUACCUUGAGAAUAAACUAAUACAUGAACUAGCCUACCGGCAGAGAAACACAAUCUGGACUACCAGAGAGUCUGAGUACCUUACAUUAACGCUUCUGGCAAAGGAAUUUCAGCCGGGAGCAACAUAUGAGAUGAAAGUCCGGUCAAAGCCCAAUGGAAAUUAUUUCAAAGGCACGUGGAGUGAAUGGAGUUCUGCAAAAUCCUUCAAAACUGCAUCCAGAAUGCCUGUUGAAAUAAAUAAUAACAACAAUGUUAUCAUGAUGACUGCAACCGUUUUAUGCUUCCUUGUGCUGCUCAUUGUCAUUUCUCUGAUCCCGAUAUUUUGGAAAAACAGGAUAAAACCUGCUAUGUGGCCCACCCUUCCUAACCAUAAGAAAACUUUGGAUAAGCUCUGCAACAAACUAAGAAAGAAUUCUGAUGUAAGCUUCUUCAAUCCUGAGAGUUUUGAAUAUGUUGACGUCCAUAAGGUGGAUAGCAUUUGGGCCAAGUCAAAAAUGGACUGCUUUCAGCAUUCACUGCUCCCCUGGGAUUCAGAUGUUUCAGCAAAGACUGGGAAUGGACUAGAGCAAAAGAACAAGCUGGUUGAUAUCAACCAUGGCUGGCUGAAACUGCCUCUAGCGUAUGAAGGAAUGUGGCCAGCUGAGAUGCUGAACGGGCGAGUGAGCAGAAGUCUCCAGACAUCUGGUGGUGACACCGUCAUCAAUGCCAACCCAUACGAGCAGAGUAGUGAUGGUGGCCAGCAUAGCUGUAGUGAUGCUCUUGGCAAUCAUUCCAGUUCAUCGACAGAUGCUAUGAGCCCCUUGUCUGGAUUAGAGGCCGAUCACUGUCUCCAAGCUUACACAGAUGUUAGAAUGUCAAAUAAAGAAGAGGCUUAUGUCACAAUGGCAAGUUUUUUCAAAAAGAAGGGAAAUGUUGGAAACUAGCAGUGUUGGCACACAGUGUGGUAGACCCCCACAAGUAGCAUUUCAGGACAUUGAGCAGAUCGGUUAGAUGAUUAUAUCAGACUUUAAUUUAACUGCUAGCCUAGUAGCCGUAAGCAAUAAAGAAUUCCAUGCAGGCAAAUGCUCCCUGCAUAGAAACCGUGGGCUGCUACAGAAGAGAAGCCCUGUCCUUAGUGCCCAGCAUAGAAAUAUAGCAGGCUGUUUCUGGAGGGUCACAGCUCUCCAUCCCUCUUCUGUUAGCCAUCAAUAGGCAAUUUUUUUUCCAGGCUAGUAACUUUUGUGGACUUAUUUACAGGACUGAUUUACACAAUCUACUCUUUUCCCACACUGAUUUCUUUUGCCCUGCCCUGGCUCUGAUGUUUGCUGCUCAGCUUUUAACUAAUGUGUGUCAGGGACAGGUUCUGCUUUUCUCAUCAUUGUAGCAACAUGGAGAAGCUGCACUAGUAGAACCACGGCCUACUCUCAGCUCUUAAAAAUAUUAUAGGUCAGGUGGGAUCUGAAAACCCUCUUUCACCUUUCAGUUUAGUCUGUAUUUAGAUUUUUGCCCUACGGACAAGUUGGCUGCUGCCGUAAACAUGUGUGUCAAUGCAAGCAAUAUUUCCUUCCAAGCAAUGCAACAAAACUGUUUAGGAAAGAACAGGUACUUUAAGGUUUGUCUGUUUUUCAAUGGACACUUGCCAAAAUAAGGGCCAGCUGCAUUCUAAAUAUUGGUGUGUACAAAAUACUGAAACAUUUACAGAGAUUUCAUUAAAACCAGCCAAGAGAACAACCAGAAGACCAGGUUACAGAGGUGAUUUUACGGCAUUCAUUGGCAAUAUUCCCUCAAUUGUCUUUUGCAGAAAAAGCAUUGAAAAGUUGCACAAGAGCACAUUCAUUCUAACAGGGUUUCCAUGGGAGAAGUUGCCAAUGAAUUGUACACACUCAUUUUUCUUUCUUACGCUACAAAAAUCCAGUUCUCAAUUGAUCCUGAGAAGGCUUGGUGAUGAUGAAAAUGUUCCAGACCUUUAACAGCAUUAUUCCAAAAAGGCUUAACAUUGGAGUGGAAGAACAUUCCAUUCUGUCGAACUGUGUUUUGUAUUACAAAGGUGACUCCUGGCUAGAGUUGGCAGACAAACUUGAUUCAUUUCGCAUUAAUGACUUACUGAAUUCACACUUCCAGAAACAAUAUGUGGACUGAAACACAGCCAUCCUUGAAAUUCACUUUCCCAAACUUUGCAGUGCAGUUCUCCAGCCAAGCAAUGUGUACAAAAAUACAUAAAGUGUUUAUAUAAAUGCAUAUAUUAAUGAAAAUAACACUUUAUAUUAAGGGAAAUGUUUUGCAAAAAUAUGGGUAUUAGGAAAAAUUGAAUAUAGUAACGUGCAGGAGAAAUUUGCACUAGAACGCUGAGAGAACUUAACAAAAAACCUGUUGCGGAAAUGUGGAGAACUGAAUUUUAGAAUGGGAAAAAUGAAGAACAGAGAGAAACUGAAAUUGACAGAUUUGCCCAUCCCUACUCCUGGCUGAUCAACAUUAGGAGAGCCCUGCUGGAUCAGAACAAACCAUCUAGCACCCUGCCCCCCACAGUGGCCAACCAUAUAAUUGAUAGACAUGCUCUUCAUUAAUUUGUCUAAUUCUCUUAGUUAGCUGUCAGCACCCCAACUUGUGGCAACGGAUUCCAUAAAUUGUGUGUUGUGUGAACAAGUACUUAACUUUUGUUUCUCCUGAACAUGUUUAUAUAUGUUAUUCCACCCAUACAUUUUAUAUGUAUUGGUUAACAUGGCUAUUAGUUCAUUGGCUGCUACUGGAGCAAGUUAAAACUUGAAUUCUAUCAUGAAAUGCUGCUUAGUUUUUCCAUGUAGCCUUUUCAAAUGCUCCUUCAAGGAUUCCAGGAUGCUGUCAGUGCAAUCCAAUACAUAUCUAGUCAGAACUAAGCCCCGUUCCAAUCAAUGGGACUUAUUCCCAGAUAUUAUUGGAUUGCAGCUUAGCCGAUAUAUGGUGAUUUUGCCGUUUACUGAUGAUACAUUUUUGCUGCUGAAGGUUUAGCUGAUGUAUUAUUGGUUCAGUUUUUAGGUUAUUGUAUGGCUUUUACAGUAUUGUUCUUAUUUCUGAUUUUAUGCUUUACACUCUUGAAUUUUGUUUCUUGGAGACUACUGAUAUGACAAGCAACUAGUAGAUUGAAUAAAUAAUGAUAAUGAUCUAAUGGUGUUUGCCUGCUAAUGCAAUGAAAAUUUGCUUGCACAAGAAGACUUCUCUUGUUGCUCUUCUCCUCUCUCCAGCUCCCCCUACCCUAUGCCCUCAAAAUGUAUUCCAGCAGGUUUGCCAACUCUCUGGAGCAGAACCUGGGGGUGCGCGGAGGGUAGCAGCAAGGAGGAGAUGAAAGAGAAGCCCCAUUGUGCAGCAGAUACCCACUUGGGGUAUGUCUUUGGAUCUCACGCUGUUUCUUGUUAUCAUCAUGGACUUUAUUCUUAUACCACGUGUAGCCUUGUCAUAUAGUUUUGUUAUAACAUCUAGCUGGGUAUUUUGUUUUUAAAGGAGGAAGUAGUUUCAGCUGGUGAAUUUUGAUACUGAGAGUUUAUGCAUGAAAAAAAUUGUCUCAAAUACUG